Messenger RNA from Gekko japonicus, 1272 nucleotides. RefSeq names its product frataxin (gene FXN). Gene Ontology annotation, biological process: intracellular iron ion homeostasis; iron incorporation into metallo-sulfur cluster. The coding region runs from base 65 to 682 and encodes 205 amino acids. Gene Ontology annotation, cellular component: mitochondrion. Lineage: Eukaryota; Metazoa; Chordata; Lepidosauria; Squamata; Gekkonidae. The transcript is spliced from 5 exons. Gene Ontology annotation, molecular function: ferroxidase activity; ferric iron binding; ferrous iron binding. The record is from RefSeq and is a predicted model, not a curated record.
CGGCUGUUAACAAGCAGGCGUUGCUACAGGAGACUGGGCCUUCCUGCGGGCCUCGGUGUGUAGCAUGUGGAGGCCCGGCACUGCCUGUGUUUUUUCCGCUGCCGCGCGUGUUGCAGUCCGCAGUUUGAGCCAGGGCCUUGGGUGGCGGAAGGAGGCAGCGUGGCCCCUGAGAGGAACCAUAGCGGCUUCUUCCAUCCUUCACAGUCGGCCGGAUUCUCACCAUCAUUCUGCAGACCAUGUUCUGAUGGUCAAAACCAAGAGAGUUCAGCUGAUAUGUUUAAGAAGUGUAGGGAUGAUCAAUGACAAGAGCUUAUUAGAUGAAACUACCUAUGAAAAACUUGCUGAAGAAACACUGGAGUCAUUAAUGGAUUUCUUUGAGGAUUUGACAGACAAGCAUUUUAUUCCUGAAGAUUAUGAUGUCUCCUUUGGGAUUGGAGUGCUAACAGUUAAAUUUGGUGGAAACGUGGGAACAUAUGUGAUCAACAAACAGACUCCAAACAAACAGAUAUGGCUGUCCUCUCCAACCAGUGGCCCCAAGCGUUAUGACUGGACUGGGGAAAACUGGGUAUAUUCUCAUGAUGGAGUUUCCCUUCAUGAACUACUGACAAAGGAACUUUCAGAUGCAUUAAAGACUAAGCUGGACUUAUCAACUUUAGCAUAUGCUGGAGGAAAACAUACUUGAUGACUCAGACUUUGGCCCAUGGUGUCUUCCUUCUCUUCCUCCUUUUCCCCUCAACUUUUUGAUGUGUUCAUUUGAGUUGCAAUUCCGAAAAAAAAAUUUGUACAACAGAAGAAAGUAAAAAAAAAUUCUUUAGCUAGAUAUGUUUGGUUAUUUAUUCCCCCUUUUGUCUUGCUCCCAAAGAUUGACAUUGGUGGUUGCUAUCAUAUUAUGCUAUCCUUUUGAUAGCACAGCUAGAGAGCUUUUCUCCAACAGAAUCCACAACUCUCCCAUUUAUGAGGGACUGUAGAAAUGUAACCAAGACUGCUAUGAAGUCAAGGAUAUUCAGAUGUUACUUAGCUCAGCUGGAGCCCAAUAAAAAGCUUGUCCACAAGAGAGCAGUCUUUGCUGCAGUAUGGUGUUUGUGUUAGGUUUUUCAUGUGAGUCACCUGGUGGCAACAGCAGCAGCCAUAUGAGUGGAAGCAUUUUGUAUCAUUGGUAAGCCUAAGGAGUUAAAUCCACUGUACCACAUUCCCAGCCCUGUGGAGCACCACAGCAUACACCUCACCUUUAUGGGUGGUACUCCACCUACUGUCAGCUAUGCUGCCAUGAAG